This is a messenger RNA of Abrus precatorius (Indian licorice), 1524 nucleotides long. Its product is annotated as ras-related protein RABA5a. The transcript has 6 exons. Gene Ontology annotation, molecular function: GTP binding; GTPase activity. Gene Ontology annotation, cellular component: endosome. The record is from RefSeq and is a predicted model, not a curated record. NCBI's taxonomy places the organism in Eukaryota, Viridiplantae, Streptophyta, Magnoliopsida, Fabales, Fabaceae. The coding region runs from base 497 to 1174 and encodes 225 amino acids.
CAAAAUAACCCGCAGACGCAGACGUUGAAAAACAGACCCAUCAGCUUCCGCCCCAAGAACGGUAGAUCCUUCUCGUCAGCUCCAAAUCACGUCCCAUUUUUCCUUCUCCUUCUGUUGAAUGUUGGUGCUUUUCAUCUACGUCUCUAUAUGUGACUGUUUGGGUAAAUAGAGUGUGGCCGUGACAUCUUCUUCAGUUUGGAACGGCUCCAAUUAGCAAGAUCACAAGGUUUGAGAUUAUAAAGACCGAUUUGAGGGGUAAGCUGGAGUUGAAGGUGAGGCGAAAACAAGGAGAGGAGGAGUUUGAGGUACUCGACGAAGGUUUGGUUUGUUUUAUUUUACAGGCUUGAUGCCAAUGGUGGAUACUGUUCUAUAUGCUAGAAACAGUCAACAGUCACUUCAUAAGGUGACAUUCUAGUAUUGGAAAGGGCCACAGUGCAUGAUAUGAUUAUUUGUUGUUGAUUUGUUUCUACACACUGGCAAUCCUUAGGUCUGACAGAUGGCUUUUUAUAAUGAAGAAGAGAAGACUGAGGACUACCUUUUCAAGAUUGUUUUAGUUGGUGAUUCUGCUGUUGGGAAAUCAAAUUUACUUGCACGAUUUGCCAGGGAUGAGUUUUAUCCUAAUUCAAAGUCAACUAUAGGAGUGGAGUUCCAAACUCAAAAGAUGGAUAUCAAUGGAAAGGAAGUUAAAGCACAGAUAUGGGACACAGCUGGGCAGGAGAGGUUCAGAGCUGUUACAUCUGCAUAUUAUAGGGGUGCAGUUGGAGCUCUUUUGGUGUAUGACAUCAGCAGACGCCAAACAUUUGAUAGCAUUGGACGUUGGCUUAAUGAACUUCACACUCACUCUGACAUGAACGUUGUCACAAUACUUGUUGGGAACAAGUCAGAUCUUAAGGAUGCAAGGGAGGUGUCUACUGCGGAAGGCAAGACCUUAGCUGAGGCACAGGGUUUGUUCUUCAUGGAGACAUCAGCUCUUGAUUCAUCAAAUGUAGCAGCUGCUUUUGAAACAGUUGUAAAGGAGAUCUACAACAUCUUAAGUCGGAAGGUUAUGAUGUCUCAUGAGCUCAGCAAGCAGGAUACUACGCGAAUUGAGAAUGGAAAGACUGUUGUACUUCAAGGUGAAGGGGACCGAGAGGCCGAAGUGGAGUCAAAAAAGGGUGGUUGUUGUUCGUCUUAGGUUUUGAUAAUAUGUUGGCUCCAAAACUCAGUUUUUAUUAUAAUUAUUCCACCAAUCCUGAAAGUGUCACUCAGAUAUUCAAGAUUUGUCGUUAAAUGUUCACUGGGAGAUUUUGGUGUAGAAAUUGUCAUUGCGUUGGCAGAACUAAAGAAAUGAACAAAAAAAAGGCAGUGCAUUCGAUUCGAUAUGAGAUCACCCUGAAAAAAGAAAUUAUAGAUAGGAAAAGUGUAGUUACUCAGAAUGAGACAAUACCAAAAUGUCUAAUGUCCUUUGUCGUCUUAUAUAUGCAUACAAAAGCAUACAAAAAUUAUUCAGACAUUUAUCUAUAUACUAUAUUUUAGUGUAGAACU